Molecule: messenger RNA, 2576 nt
Organism: Pisolithus orientalis
Lineage: Eukaryota; Fungi; Basidiomycota; Agaricomycetes; Boletales; Pisolithaceae
Exons: 9
Coding region: 33-2417 (794 amino acids)
Biological process (GO): mitotic sister chromatid cohesion
Source: RefSeq, a predicted model, not a curated record
CGUCAGUAGUCACACUCCACCUCAUAACUCUCAUGGGCGACAUAAACCCAAGGCCGCAGAAAAGAUUGUGCACGGACCCAAAUCUCGUAGAUUCUCCGGAAACAGCGUCGGAUACACACUGUCCGCCAGCGUUGUCCUCUACUUCUGUACUACCGGUUCGACCACCGACGUCGCCAGGCUUGAAGCCUCUGCCUCCUCAUGUGCUGCUCCUGGCUUUGCCAGCGCUUCUUCUGCAUCCCCCGACACACGAAAAAUAUGCCUUAUCCCUUUUCUUGUCACUAAAGUCAAUACGGUUGUGCUUGCAACUACCGGCUCUGGCCCCUGACGUGGAGUGCUAUGCGUGGACCGCUCUUGCAGAGGUGGGUAUGCGGGUUAUCAAGAGUGGGUUUUGUAAGACAAGUGAACAUGAUUGGACAAUGGGACUCGAAGAAGAAGUCGAGAAAGCAAUUGGGAAGGGGCUCUUACUUGCACAGAAGCAUCCCAUUCUUAGACAUCUCCGUCACCAUCUCUCGCUACUAAACGCCCACUUUGCAUUUUGGCGAUCCAACACAAGGUUUGCACGUGCUGUUCUCCGUAGAUCGAUAUCGACCUUCGUUCCAUCGGAUCCUCCUACAAUCGUAUAUGCGGCCCAUCUCACGCUCAUAACUCAACUUAUAUCCUCCCCGCCUGCAUCCCCAUUUUCUCACGGCAAGGGUACAGAGCCGUCUGUUUCCUUCCAUCCACAUGCGAAUCCUCCGGAAGUACAGGCUGCUCUAACUGCUUUAACAAACCUCUCAGCAAUCGCUGCACAGAACCAGCAUUUCUCGAUGUUGAAACUAGUCGCUGUGUUGCGCCUACGGGUGUUGAUUGCGGCUGAGAUGUGGGACAUGGUGGGAGAUGCGCUAGAAGGUGCUGAGAAACUGUUGCUGUUGGUUUUCGACGAUGGCAACAGUACCAAGGAAGGCGGUCAGGAACGUGGGAUGAAGAGGGAGGCUUCUGAAUUUUUGACGCGCUCGUACUCGAUAACUGCUCAGGAAGUGCACGAUAGUGCGGCAUCGCAGUCAAGGCCUCAGACGGCGUCUGACAAUAAAUCAUUGAAGCAACAACCACCCGCAGACGUAAAGGUCGCUGAGGAAGAUCCCUUGACUGCUGCCCUUACCGUUCACACCCUUAUGCUCGGCAUCGUCUACCAUACACAUGGCGGACGUGCGCGAGCUACUGAACAUCGCCUGGCUGCUCUCCAUUCUCUAAUGGAUAGCGGUGCACCAGUCGGAGGUGUCAGCUCUGACGGCCUCGUGGAGGUUCCCCUCUCUCUGCACCCUCCGAUACACCUCCGAGUCAGCCACCCUCGAGUCAUCUUCCUACUUACGUUCCUCAUCUCCGCUGUGGCGAAGCGUGAUCCCGUCGGGCGACGUCCAAAGAAGAAAGUGUUUGCCGAGUCUGGCAUUGUUCAAUGUAAAGUGGGAUGUGAUGAAGACGGGGGCAGCGGAAUCGAGAUAAAUGUCCCGCUUUGGUCUUCACAUGGAGAUGUGGAGAAUAUCGAUCAGAGUACGCUCAGGAUCGAAGCGGAUUUGCUGUGCGAACUGGCUGCUAUAUCGAUACAACGAUGCGAAUUUGACGCUGCUGAAAAGUAUCUCGAUACCGUUGUAGCCCAUACCCGGACACACGGUUUUUUCUCGGAAUAUGCGCCCCGUAUAACGCUCCACUAUGCCCACCUCGCCCACGGAAUCGGGGAUGCUGACCGAGCUGGUACAUGCUACCGCGUCGCUGCUUAUGUUGCCGGUGCAGGACCUGUUGGCGCGGCCAAUGCAAAUACGGGUGGGUUCGUAGCUGCCGCUGCAAGAGCUGGUGAAGCACUUCUUCGUAUCGGGCUUGCUGCUAAACAGGCAGCACCGAAUAUGGCUUCCGAUUUUCCUAUCGUGAUGGGCGAGGAAUCACACUCGCCUUACCUGAACGAAUCGACAAUUGCGCUCACAAAAGAUGCCAUCGCACGUUGUUCAGCGAGCGCUUCCGCACCUCUCCCUGCUCUCGCGGAGCUUCUCUCAGCGGCGCUCUCACCUUCUCAAAUCAUUCGAUCUAAAUCGCUUCUGAAACAUGCUCUCGCGCUAUCCGGCUCUGCAGGUGACAAUCACACGCGUGCGCUCGUGCUCGCGGUCGUAGGUGUGCAAUAUGUGCACACCGCCCCGGAGCACGCUUUGGAGGUUUUGGCCGUUUGCGAGACGUUAGGUGCAGGUAUGGGUGCGAGUGAGAAGAAACCUGCUGGAAUGGAGUCCCAGCCAAUUGUAUGUGGAGUAGGAAAUGCGGCGUUGCGGCUAUGGGUGGGGGAGAGGUUUCUCGAAUUAUUCAAGCGCGCGGGUAAGGAAAAACGGGUACAGAAACAAGAAGAGUUUAACGCGUUGUAUCGAUCUGCGGUCGAUGCUGUUCGGAUGGGUAACUGAUGUAUCAUAGUUAUAAAGGCUCUUUUCGGACUUGGAAGGCGCAUUGCUUGCGCUGCUGUGCUACAUGGGCGAUCGAUGCUUUGCUAUCUUAUCAAACAGCUUCCCCCCUUCCCUUCGCAAUUGCACUCAUAGACAUCCAGGCAUCCGUGAAAGUGUAGG